Molecule: messenger RNA, 3160 nt
Organism: Micropterus dolomieu (smallmouth bass)
Lineage: Eukaryota; Metazoa; Chordata; Actinopteri; Centrarchiformes; Centrarchidae
Product: protein diaphanous homolog 3-like
Exons: 14
Coding region: 1-1833 (610 amino acids)
Biological process (GO): actin filament polymerization
Cellular component (GO): cytoplasm; actin filament
Molecular function (GO): actin binding; microtubule binding
Source: RefSeq, a predicted model, not a curated record
AUGAAAGACUGUGAGGAAAAUAUACCAACAGAGGAGCCACCCAAAAAAGAAGAGGAAGAUCUGGAGGAUAAGAAAUCCAUAAAGAAGAGAAUUAAAGAGCUCAAGGUGCUCGAUCCUAAGAUUGCACAGAAUCUAUCCAAAAAAGAAGAGGAAGAUCUGGAGGAUAAGAAAUCCAUAAAGAAGAGAAUUAAAGAGCUCAAGGUGCUCGAUCCUAAGAUUGCACAGAAUCUAUCCAUCUUCCUGGGUUCCUUCCGUAUGCCUUAUCAGGAAAUUCGUCAGAUGAUAGUGGAGGUGGAUGAGGAGCAACUCACUGAACCUAUGAUCCAGCUUGAAAGGGCAUGUAGCCUGAGGCUGAAGUAUUGGGCAUCUGUAAAGCCUACAGUACAACAGGUGUUGAAGCAGUUGAACCUUGUGAAACACCUACCUGAGCAGGAGCAGCUGAACGCCUUGGCAAAGUAUAAAAAUGAGUAUGCGAAUUUGUCAGAGCCUGAGCAGUUUGGGGUUGUGAUGAGCAGUGUGAAGCGGCUGCGUCCUCGUCUCAGCCAUAUCCUCUUCCGGCUGCAGUUUGAAGAGCACGUAAACAACCUGCGUCCAGAUAUCCUGGCUGUAAAUGCUGCCUGUGAUGAGGUCAGGAAGAGCCGCUCCUUUGGCCGCCUGCUGGAGCUGGUGCUACUGCUGGGGAAUUACAUGAACGCAGGCUCUCGAAACGCCCAGUCAUAUGGCUUCGACCUCAGUUCGCUGUGUAAGCUAAAAGACACUAAGUCAGCGGACCAACAGACCACAUUACUCCACUUCCUGGCGCAAGUGUGUGAGGAGGAAUUCCCAGAUGUGAUCAAGUUUGUUGAAGACCUGGAGCAUGUGGACCGAGCUAGCAGAGUGUCUGCAGAGAAUCUGGAAAAGAGCCUCAGGCAGAUGGAGAGGCAGCUGCUGCAGCUGGAGAGAGACCUGGAGACUUUCUCUUCCCCCGAUGACCCCAACGACAUGUUCUUCACUAAAAUGGCUAGCUUCAGUAAGGUUGCACGGGAGCAGUAUGACAAGCUGGUGACAAUGCACAGCAAUAUGGAGACCCUGUAUCAGAACGUGCUGGAGUACUUUGCCGUCGAUCCCAAGAAGACCUCGGUGGAGGAGCUGUUCACUGAUCUCAGCAACUUCCGUUCUAUGUUCACUCUAGCACUGAAGGAGAACCUGAGGCGCAGGGAGUCAGAGGAGAAACAGAGGAGAGCACGGGCGGCAAAGGAGAAGGCUGAGCGUGAAAAGCAGGAGAGACAGCAGAAGAAGAGGAGGUUGCUGGAAGUCAAUGCAGAGAAUGAUGAGACAGGUGUGAUGGAUAGUUUGCUGGAAGCUCUACAGUCAGGAGCUGCAUUCAGAGACCGCAGGAAGCGAGCACCAAGACCCAGAGAAAACCAGCAGCAGACGAUCAGCCCCAGCUCCUUCCGCCAGGUUCUCAGGCCUGUUAACCAUGAAAACAACAAGGCACCUUUACAAAGGUCUCGCUCUCGGCAGAAUAUAAAUGCGAGUUCAGCUGCGGUGAAAGCUCCCCCUGCCAAGGAGGCCCGUAACGAGUCUGAAGACCAUCCAUCUGCAGCCCGGGCCAAGGCUGCUGCGUGUUCAGAGUCAGGCCGCAGGUACAGGAAUGCCCCGGGUCACAGCUACUGGCUGGACAGAGAGAGGGUGGUAGAGAGAGAGAUGGUUAAACCGACUGGGAAAGAGAUGGAGGUGGAAGCAGAGCAUCCAGCCUUCCACCCGUCCACCACUGGUGCUGCGGUCAGUAGCUGUAGCACCAAUGGAGAGUCGGACGUAGAGGCUCUCCUGGCCAAACUCAGGGCUUUGUGAGGAUAAUUUUCACAUUAUCUCUAAAAUGACAUACAUAUGUAGCUUACAGUAUGUUUGCACUCAUACAUCUUAAUGAACUCUGAAUGACACCUAAAAGAUUUUCCUUCAACAACUUCGUAAAUAAGCUUUAAUAAGAUUUGUCAGAGAUAAAUAAUAGCAGGGCAAUUAUAACAAUAAAUAAAUAAGAAAACAAGGACUUUUUUGAAGCUUUGUAGAAAAUAAAUGUGUACAAAACUCAAAUUGAGGACCAUGCUUUUGACGCUUGAUGGACAGACUUGAUUACAGACUUAAAAAAUUAUUUUCUGAAAGAAAAUUCAGGCAGGUAGAGCACUUGUAGUUGGUCAUGCUUUGGCCCACAGAAUAUCCUCAGAGGUUACUUCCUGAAAUAGAGACUGAUUUCCAAAUGUUAUGGUUCAUGGGAAAUACUUACUCAUAUUAAUGUCACAUAUUAUAGUUCAAACAAGAAAACACAGCCAAAUUGAUUCAGCAGAGUCUCUACCUGAUCGAUCCUGUAAAGUGAACUGCCAAAAACCUUUGGCUCUCAUCUAUAUAUUCCAGACAUAUACAACAUACCUUUUUGUCUGACAGCAAAAUAUGCAAUGUUGCUGAGCACUUUCUUUGUAAUCCAGAAGUAUGCAAUAUUAAAUAACAGCUAUAUCACAUUUAAUUUCACAUUGGCAUUUCUUAGAAUUGCCUCUACUGUAGCUUUUAUUUUACAUUCCUAUCAUCUUGUCUUUUCCAAUCUGUAUUUUAGUUUUUAAUUACAUAUUAGUUAUUUUCAUAUGCAUGGUGUUAGUCAUGUACAAUUAAAAAGAUUUUGAGCUUAUAUCUGCAUUUAUUACUUUUGCAUAUUGAUUUGUUUUCUUUUUUUUGUCUUUUUCAUUCCUUGUGGGGUAACACGGCUUUUAUAUUCAAACCACUUACCUUAUUGUUUAUAUUUUCUAUAAAAAUGUAAUCCGCAUUCUAUAAAACUAUAAAAAAAUAUAUAUAUAUGAAUAUACACACACACACAAAAAGGAUACACACGAGUUAUGCCAUAUGAUCUUUCACAGGUUACAACAGUAAUAGGAAGUCAUUUGACAAGUUGAUUUUGGUUGUACUAGUCUAUUUUGUCUGACAUUGCUGGUGAGAACAUUUACACACUGUGAGAUCGAGUCUGCAAAAAGGGAACAGUGUCUAAGAGUAUUAUUGUCAAAAAAGUUAAUCCAGUUAACCAGAAUUGAUGCUGUUUGUUCUCCUACACUCCGACUGAAAUGACUCAUAUUUUACGCAUAGUUGUCUCAUCUUUACAAUAAAAUAAAGCCCAAAAAAAAUAAGUGUUGUGUUU